GCCAAUUUGUAUUUUUGUUGAAAAACUUGUAAAUUUGUUUAACAUCGCAGGAAAAACAUAGAUUUUCGCACUUCAAGUUUUUUUUCAUUUUUCCUAAAAUAAGGUUUUCGCAAUCCUAAACUUUGAAAUGGUGUAAUUUUUAUACCUAAAUAAGGGAUAAACUUCUCGAAAAUUUUCCAAAAACAAGGAAUUCGUUCAUACAGAUAAACCAAAGUGAUCCCUUUUCUUGCGGACAUCACACGGAGAGAAAUCUGCUGCGAUUUGCGCAUGAGCAAGUCCAUAGGAAUAUAGCAUGGACACUUCCAAGCAAAAACUAUAAGAUUCCAUCUGAAUAUCAGGUGAGACUCAUACAAUAAUACCUCGCUCACUUAGGAUUUUUGCUUGAAAGCGUCUGUUACUAUAUUCCUAAGGACAUGCUCAUGCGUAAAUCGCACCAGAUUUCUCUCCGUGCAACAUAUUAAAAUUAAAAAAAAAUUAGGAAAAAUUAAUUUUCGACCAAAAUUUUUACUUUCUCAUGUGAUGAAAAUGUAAAAAUAUUUUUCAUAAAAUAAGAUUUUUUUAUAUUUAAAGUUCUUUACGAUCCGUACGAUUUUUUAAACCAGUAAAGAGAAAUAAAAUCAUUUGUGACUGCUUUCUGCCCCUUAACGUAAUCCCCUUAUUAAUUUCUCUUUCGUUUAAAGUACAGGUUAACGUCAUGAGCCAAAAUUUAUGGAAAGGGAAGCAGGAUAAGCACCCAUUAAAGACAUCUCGAAGUGGUAGAACACUCAAUCGCUCACAAAAAGUAAUAACGUCUUCUGAUGAUGGAUCUUCAUUGAAAAAAUCAAAAACAACAACAGAAGUAGAUGAAAAGAUGGCUAAUUUAAAAGAGAAAUAUGCAACAAUAAUAGCCAACAGGUCGAGUAAAUCACCUUUACAGAUUCUCAAGUCUAUUAAGACCUUAAGUUCUGGUAUAACAUUGCUAUACAAUAAGUCUAAAGAUGAUAAAUCAAAACCUGAUUGUUCAUUAGCAAGUGGAAGUCAAAGUCUGCAAAUUGAUGGUCAUACGCCAACUUCUUUUCUUUCUCCAUACACACUCGGUUCACCACUUGAUUUCAAGUCAAAUAAAAAUGAUUCUACCAAUUCUAGAAGUGAUAAUUUGAACAAAACUUUAGAAAAUACAGGACCGCUCGAUAAAUCAAAAUCUGAAAAAUCAUCAACAUCUAAACAGCAAAAUUCCGAAAAUGGACAUUACCCGCCACUAUCUUUGCAAGACAUGUCUGCGAAUGAACGUUCCGAUCCCGGAAGUGAUGAUUUGACCUUAGAAUCAACACGGUGACCAGAGAGGGAACACGACCAAAUUUUAGGUGGGAACAAUGCACCUGGAUUUUCUACUCAAGAAAUUAAAGUCGUCGAAGGUGCUUCUCUAACCCAAUUGCAAAACACAUUAGAUAUCAUACUCGAACAAAACGUUCAAAUUCUAGCUCAGCAAGAGUUAAUUCUUAAGGAACUCUCCAAAAAUAGAAUUGAAUCGGAAAACAAACUCUCAGAAAAUUUUUUAACACCUCUUGCAGGAUUCCCUAUUGAUACAGUUGAACAAUUUGAAGAGUUAAACUCUAAUGAAACGAAAGACGUUCGUAUG
Messenger RNA from Leptopilina boulardi, 1618 nucleotides. RefSeq lists its product as uncharacterized. The record is from RefSeq and is a predicted model, not a curated record. Lineage: Eukaryota; Metazoa; Arthropoda; Insecta; Hymenoptera; Figitidae. Bases 695 to 1315 code for a protein of 206 amino acids. The transcript is spliced from 5 exons.